AUGGCAUCUUCUACAUUCACUACGUCGAAUGCCAUCGACAUGUCUAAGGAGCGCGAGUGGGCAGCCAACUUAGGCAUGCUUGAUUGGGACAAUACGCGAAUCGUCUUUACUAAGCGCUCGCUGCUUGAGUUCCUCAAGUCUGUUGGUGUUACCGUCGACCCCAACUUCACUAAUGUACAGAAACUGCCUCGGUACGCGCACUUCGGCACUUUGUCUGAAGAGUUCGUAGAGGCGGAAUCCGCUGAGGCUGAAGCUGCUUCGUCAGGUCUUCCUCAGACCUCGUACCGACCAUCCCGCCGUGUGCGUACUGCACCCGGUGGCUCUCAUUCAAAUAUUUUCGGUAUCGCUGAAGAUGACGCUCUGGCCAACGCCCCUACAACUCAGAAAACAGAGGUGGUAACCGAGAAGAGGGCGGAUAUCAAGCUUACGCCUGAAGAGGAUAACAAUGUCGAGCCAGAUGUAACUGUGCAAGAUAGCCGCCCAAAGAGCAAACGUACCACAUCAAGCGGCGUUGCCGGCCUGUGGGAUGCGCCUAACCCUGACGAAUUCAAACCGACACGUCGUGUCCGAGAAAGGCCGGGAGGAAAGGAUAGCAUUGCAGACCUCUUCUGA
Molecule: messenger RNA, 612 nt
Organism: Fibroporia radiculosa
Lineage: Eukaryota; Fungi; Basidiomycota; Agaricomycetes; Polyporales; Fibroporiaceae
Exons: 10
Coding region: 1-612 (203 amino acids)
Source: RefSeq, a predicted model, not a curated record